CAGCUUUAUGUACAGGCAUUCGUAUGCCCUUUUUCUUAUAAAUCACGGCCUCAAAGACAUUUUGAAAAUGAGGAUUGCUGCAGGAGUCGUGUGUGUGUUAGCUAUUGGUAUCGUAGUUUACAGUCUUGUGUUAAUGUCAUUUACCAUUCAGGAGAGGAGUAAAGACAACAGGUUACAAGGGAGAAAAGAUCUAGAGGUUCUCAGAAGACUGAAGAGAAUUGAAAAUCAAGUUAAUAAAAUAGCCAGAUUAAUAGAGGUUGAAAAUCAAAAAGUCAAAGAGGCUGUUGUGGAACAGAAAAUUGCAAAGAAAACCAAGGUUAAGAAGUUGUAUCCAGAAUCGCCUCUCUUCAGUUCAUGGGGAGCUGAACUCACAAAAGAGGAACAGAUGGAAGCAGAAAGGCAGUUUCAGCAGUUUGGAUACAAUGUGUUCCUCAGUAACAGAUUACCAUUGAACAGAACAAUCCCUGAUACUCGAGACAUCAGAUGUACUGUGAAGAUUUACCCUAAGGACCUGCCAACCAUUAGUGUGGUUCUGAUCUAUUUUAAUGAGGCUCUGUCAGUAAUUAAAAGGGCAAUCUGCAGCAUCAUUGACAAAACUCCUGCUCAUCUUCUAAAGGAGAUCGUCCUAGUAGACGACUUCAGCUCAAAUGACGAUCUGCAUUUGGCUUUAGAUGUAUAUAUUGAUCUAAUUAAUAAAGACAAACCUGGCUUAAUCAAGAAAGUGAGACACAAACGGCAGAUGGGCCUUGCCAAGGCAAGAGUCUCAGGUUGGGAAGUGGCCACAGGUCAGGUGGUAGCCAUUCUGGAUGCGCACAUUGAAGUUCAUCAGGAAUGGGCAGAGCCACUACUUGCACGAAUCAAAGCUGACAGGACAGUAGUGCUGUCACCAGUGUUUGACAAAGUGAUGUUUGACACACUGGAGGUUAUUGAGUAUAUUCCUUCUGCUCAUGGGUUCGACUGGAACCUUUGGUGCAUGUAUGAGUCCUUCCAGCCAGAAUGGUACCAAAGCAACGACCCAUCAGAACCAGGGAAGAGUCCCUCAAUCAUGGGUAUUUUUGUCGCUGAUCGUCAGUUCCUGGGAGAAAUUGGAGUUUUGGAUGAAGGAAUGACAAUUUAUGGUGGUGAAAAUGUUGAACUUGCAAUACGUGUCUGGCUCUGCGGUGGGAGUAUUGAAGUGGUGCCGUGUUCAAAGAUCGCACACCUUGAAAGAGCACAUAAGCCAUAUUCAUCAGAUCUAACCAGACCCAUGACUCGAAACGCCCUGAGAGUGGCUGAAAUCUGGAUGGAUGAAUAUAAAUCAAAUGUGAAUAUUGCCUGGAAUCUCCCUUUAAAGGAUCAUGGGAUUGAUAUUGGUGAUGUGACUGAAAGAAAACAGCUACGAGAGAAACUCAAAUGUAAGCCUUUCAAAUGGUAUCUGGAAAAUGUAUAUCCUCUCCUGUACAGCUGGGAAGACAUACUGGCUUAUGGUGUGCUGAAGAAUGACAUUCAGGAAAGAUAUUGCAUUGAUCAAGGUGAAGUUCCUGGAAGUGUACCUAUUCUGUACGGGUGUCAUUACUAUGACCCUCAGGUACUGUAUCAUUGCUCUUACAACCGUAAUGGAGAGAUCUACAUUGGAGGCAUCAAAUCUCACACGUAUAACUCUAACCGUUGUCUAAUGGAUCCUGGUAGUGGAAAUACACCGGCGUUACAUGACUGCAAAAAUGCAGAGGAAAAAGGAUUGAGUAUAUAUUGGGACUUUUCUCAGGGAAAUGCAAUAAGAAACAGAAACACAAAUCGAUGUCUUGAGAUUGGGCAAGGAGAGGAUUAUUACUAUCAUCUCAUUUUGCAAACUUGCACAGGACAAAAAUGGACAAUACAACAUGUCAUCAAAGAUUUUUAAAAGGAAAUUUCACAAAAGUGGAAACAUUGUAAAAGAAAUCAAUGUAGAAAAAGCUUAAAAACAAAAAAGCUGUGUGUAUAUAUAUAUAUGUGUGUAUAAAUGUGUAUGUGUGUGUAUAUAUAUAUACAUAUACACACAUUUUGCAAAAGGUUUGCAACUGCUUUUUAGCACUUAAUUAAAAGCACCACAAUUAAAGGAGAAGUCCACUUCCAAA
Messenger RNA from Labeo rohita (rohu), 2093 nucleotides. Its product is annotated as probable polypeptide N-acetylgalactosaminyltransferase 8. NCBI's taxonomy places the organism in Eukaryota, Metazoa, Chordata, Actinopteri, Cypriniformes, Cyprinidae. Gene Ontology annotation, cellular component: Golgi apparatus. The transcript is spliced from 11 exons. The coding region runs from base 8 to 1879 and encodes 623 amino acids. The record is from RefSeq and is a predicted model, not a curated record.